AUGCCUAUUAUGUCUUUUGACAUCAUACUCUCUUCAUUUUUUCCGAUGCUUGUUCUGGUGUCCUACUGUCGUCAGUUUCCGUGCGAGGAUACGUCAUGAAAAAGCCGCUCAGCUCCGUUAUACAUCCCGGCAAUGCUCUUUAUCUGUUAGCGAUCUUCUUCUCCAACAGUGUGCAAACAACCAGCACUGGUAAUUUCAAGAGGCAGGAACUAGGAUGAACCCAGAAAUCCAGAAUGAAUCAGUGUGGACAAAAGUCAUCCAUCAUCCCAUCCUUUUGACCUUCACCUUGUUCCUUCAUGUCUUCCAGACCAUUAUCGACUGGAUAUUUUCUCCGGUUCCCCCGCCGCCUAUUAACCCGGAAUCCCCUGUUUGCGGCAAAAGAAUAGCUGUCAUUGGCGCUGGUUUAACGGGAGUGUCCUCUGCCAGUCAUUGCAUUGGUCAUGGCUUCGAUGUGACGAUAUUCGAAGCGCGCUGCAGAGAGAAUGGUCUUGGAGGUGUUUGGAGUGUACAGACGACCCAUCUGCCCUUCAGGCAAGCAAUUGCUAACAAUCAUAUAGAGGGUAAAUCCUUCUUCGGGUGUGCAGAUCCACGGCUUGCUCUAUCGCUUCCACCCAGCAGUACAUUAUGACAGUCCCUAUCCUUCCCAACGGGAGGUCCGGCGGCAGAUAUACAACCUGUGGAAGCGGUAUGGUCUGGAACACCGUACCAUCUUUGAUACCCCUGUGCGGUCUGUUAGACGGAACAAAGAAGGCAAAUUCGUCAUCAACCAAGACGAGGGCAAGUAUGGGUCUUUUGACGGUGUCAUUGCAGCUGUUGGGGUUUCUGGGGAUCUUAACAUGCCAUUGAUACAAGGGCAGGAAAAGUUCAAGGGCCAAAUAUCCCACUCAUCGCAGUUAAACGAUAAGGGUUGUAGGAAUAAGAAGGUAGUCAUCAUCGGCGGAGGAGCCAGUGCUGUGGAAGCUCUGCAGGUCGCAGUCCAGGCAGGCGCCGCGCGGGUCGAUGUGCUGAGUCGAACAGACAAAUGGAUCAUCC
Messenger RNA from Monascus purpureus, 1032 nucleotides. Lineage: Eukaryota; Fungi; Ascomycota; Eurotiomycetes; Eurotiales; Aspergillaceae. The record is from the annotation of a GenBank genome assembly.